UUAAUAUUUGUGAAAAACAAUUAAUUCUCAAUGUUGCCAAUUCGUUAAUUGUGUUAUCAUGAUAAUUAGAAAAUUAAAUUCAAUCUAUUAAUAAUUGGAACCAAAUUAAUUCUCAUUUUCUAACCUUUGGCCUGGUCUUUAAAUCUUCAUUUGUGAUUUCAAAGAGAAUUCAAUUGAUAUCGGAAAUUUGGUUUUUCUAUUCUCUUUACCUUCCAAAAUUCUAUCGGAUCAAUUCACCUUUUUAUAAAUAUAUGUGCUCUUCGAUAUUGGAAAACAAUUAACAUAUCAUAUGGAUCGAAAAAGGGAUAACACUUCAUCAAUAAUUACAUCUCUCUCUCUCUCUCUCUCUCUCUCUCUCUCUUACUCAGUGAGAAAUAAAGGAGAGAGAAAGAGAUCCCAUCAUUUGGAUACCAUUUAAUUAUGAAGAUGAAUAAUUAUCUUCUCAUUAAGGAUCGCCUGACUAAUAUGGUUCCCUUUUUGUUGAUGUUACCAUACCAUGCAUAGGAACUGGAAACAGAAAAAGUGAUGAUAAUAGUGCUGGUGAAUUAUCAAAUUGACUUAUAUUUCUGUCAUAUCUAUUUGCUGUUUAUACUUGAACUCUCUCUUUUCUUUCUCUCUCAUUUCCAUUGAGAGUGAGAAUGGGAAAAAGUGUAUGGGAGAGAAAGAGAAAAAAACAAUAUAACGUUGCUCUAUGAUGAGAAACUCAUUAUGAGGUUAUAUUGGUUUCUAUCAUUGGUUUUUUUUCUGCAAAAAGGAUGGAUAGAGAAUGAAGAAUUGCCACAAAAGAAUCAUUACCUGAGAGAAGCGUUUGUUGUCAUUUGAUGGUUACCAGAGGAACCAAAUAGAGGAACAAUUAUUAUGGGAAAAGAACAUAUUACAUAUACACAACUAUCAUCAUUUCAUCAUCAUUAUCAUCAUUGGAGGGAAGGCAAACAUAUAACACAUACACACAAUAUACACUCACCAAAAUGCAGCGAGAGUAAGGAAAAAAUUGAAAAUUGUCAGAGAGAAAGAGAGAGAGAGAGAGAAGGAAGAAAACCAAAGGAGGAGAUGAUAGAAUGGGGGAGAUGAAGAAUGGGCGAAACCAUUAAAAAAGGGAGCAACCAAGUUACCUGGACUGUCAAGCGAAAAUAGAGAGACCGAGAGAGUGAGAAUAAUAUUUAUAUCAACAAACCCUAUGUUUUCUCUUCAAUAGGAACAAAUUUUCAUCUUGGUUUGAUGAUCGAUGAACAAACAGAAUCUUUUCCUGGUACAUUGAGGCAAAUGUUCAUGGUUUCAGGGAGGAAAACAAUUGAAAUGACACAACAAUCAAAGAAAAUCAAACAAAAAAGACUGAAAAAAGCCCCUCAUGCUCAUCCAAACAGCUAAUUCGUUGGUUUUAAUGCACUCAUCUUAUUCACCCUCGUUCUCUGAAGUAAAUAAACAAUGUUCUGGUUUAAAUGUUUUCCGGAAGUUCUGUUAUCAGGGAAGAAAAGAAAAGAAAAUAAGGAAUAAGUUUUCUAAGAGAAGAUGAAAAGAUUUCCCGUUCUAUCAGGUUAAUCUUCCUGUUUCGCUUUUUGUCACCAAAGAGCAAAACCUGAAAUUUUCGGUCUACAUCCAGCGAUGGCGGAGAAAAAGCCUGAUGACUCUGAAUCGUCAAGAAACGCCAACAAAUCGUCAACUCCUACACCCGAAGAUCUUUCAUUUAGUCAUCCCUUUAUGGGUGAAAGUUCAGCGCGAGUUCCCGUUAUACUUUACCCGCUCGCUCGGCGAGUUGGUUUUAGUACAAUCAUGUUAAGUGCUCUACUUUAUGGCAUCACCAUCGUUCCCGCUUUACUUGCCGUCUCUGGUUACGAUCCAUUUGGAGGCUCUGGUCUUAUUCCUUUGGCUCUUCCUGUUUUGAUUGGUGCUUUUGCUGGAAGACGAAGACGAAGAUCACUUGAAAAUCAUAUUCCAUUGGAAAGACUUGACAUUGAUUUGGAUAAAAUUAGAUUGUUAAUCGCUUCAUUGGAAUCACCAUUCGGUGUGACAAUUAACAAUCGUAACAAUCUUUGUUCUAGAUUUCGUCUUUGUCGACGAAUCGAAUCUUUCAGACAAAGUUUGGUUAAAUUCUUACGAUUGUUAUUUAAAAGUCAAAUGAAACAUUUACCAUCAAUUAAUAGUAAUCACAUGCAAGCCUUACCCAAAUUUCCUAAUUCUUAAUGGUAAUUAUGUAUUUCCUUGAUUAUUAUUUAUAUUUAAUUUAUUCAAUAUAUGAAAUUGAGUCAGAAAUAUCAAAAAUUUUCUGUUUUAUCUAAUAAAAUUUUCUUCUAAUUAUUAAAAA
This is a messenger RNA of Panonychus citri (citrus red mite), 2302 nucleotides long. RefSeq lists its product as uncharacterized. The coding region runs from base 1603 to 2181 and encodes 192 amino acids. Lineage: Eukaryota; Metazoa; Arthropoda; Arachnida; Trombidiformes; Tetranychidae. The record is from RefSeq and is a predicted model, not a curated record. The transcript has 6 exons.